Messenger RNA from Gorilla gorilla gorilla (western lowland gorilla), 5808 nucleotides. It is a transcript of the gene TUBB1, whose product is annotated as tubulin beta 1 class VI. Bases 2707 to 3996 code for a protein of 429 amino acids. Gene Ontology annotation, cellular component: microtubule. Gene Ontology annotation, biological process: microtubule-based process. The record is from RefSeq and is a predicted model, not a curated record. Gene Ontology annotation, molecular function: GTPase activity; GTP binding; structural constituent of cytoskeleton. The transcript is spliced from 6 exons. NCBI's taxonomy places the organism in Eukaryota, Metazoa, Chordata, Mammalia, Primates, Hominidae.
AACAUCGCUUAUCACUAGCUGCAACUUCGGGAGACAGGAAAGAUGCAAGUGAGAAGGUUCAUGUGUCCAUCUCUUAUCACUAGCUGCAACUUCGGGAGACAGGAAAGAUGCAAGUGAGAAGGUUCAUGUGUCCAUCUCUUAGAUCUUCGCGCAGUUCAGGGGAGGUGGUGGUGGUGGUAGGUGUGUGUGUGCGCGCGCGCGUGUGUUUUCUCCUGUAAAUCAGAGAUGCCACAGCCUGCAUGCUGCUCACCAGUGCACCUGGAGAGACAGCAAGAUGUUUCCACCCUCUGGGCUUGGAGGCUGGACAGGUGUGAGGAGCAGCCAGAGUCUGCCUGGUACAGGAACCAUGAGCAUCUCAGCUGUGGGGGAAGAACGUUAACACUCCUGGCUCAGCGAAAACCAGCAAUGUCCUCCUAGUCUCUCUCCUCUUGAAGUUAGUUACUCAUCCUCCUAGAACUUUCUUUUCCAGUAAGAGAACACACACCGAGCAGGGUACAAGACAGUGGAGCUCAGCUCCUCUGGCGGGCUGCCUACACCUGCUGAGUCACUCAUAAUGGCCCCUCAGAUGUCAUUUUCUUGCUAAGACAUUUGCAAAAAUUUUCUGGUUCUAAAUCACACGCAAAUGGUAUAAUUCAACAAUCUUCUCUGAGUUAUUCAGGGAACUUCAAUGCACUCAGAAGUGGAAGAUCGGGGCAGAUGAAAUCAAUGAAUUCUCUGAGUGCUCUGUUUUUCUCUGAAUUCUAUUUCAUUUGCCAAAUGGAGGGUGGGGGCAGCUCCAUCUGACCCCUGGGGGAUAACUCCUGGGGGAAGUCUGGAAGCAGCCGAUUCGGGGUUUCUGGGUGACACUGGUUUUUCUUAUCUUCCCGGUUCUAUUUCUGUAAUAGACGCAAGUGUCAUGCGGGAAAAGGCUUGCUGCUACGGAGCCUUCUGUGGAUGGCUGUGACAGGCCACUGGAGGAGAGGGUUUCAGGCUCAGGGCUGGGCUGGUCCUGGUUGGGAAUUUCAGUGUUGUGGGCCAUAGCGUCCUCACCACACUUGCUAGGAGAAGCUCCUGCCCUCUGGGGCAAUGCUUGCUGAUCUCCUCACCUAAAUGCAGGCACUGCUAACCUGCCUUGGUCACAGCCCUUUGUCGGCGGCGGAGGGGGGAGGGGGGGCAGAAAACAACUUUGUCACUCAUCACGGUGGCCACUGUGAAUCACUUGCUGCAGUUCAGGACGGGGGGCGGUCACCUUCAGCCUGGCAAAACAGACCUUGGGGUCGUGCCGGCAUCUCCAGGGGCAGUGUUCGCCUAUGUCCUGCACAGGGCCCGCUUCUACCAAUCUGAGGGCAAGGCGGACUGUAUUCCCCACCUCACUGCUGGCACUAAGUUGGCAAUCAGAGGAGAGCUGUUUCCUCUGGGGAGCAGGUACCUUCAGAAACAAGGACAAGAGAGCUGAGACAGGACGCACGCCUUUCCAGACCUGCUGCCUUUCCUGCCACUCUGUUCUGCCCAGACAUUUUAAAUUGAGACAGGCCCCGAUGUCCACGGCCAUGUCAAGUCUGCCGCACAGUAGGUGCUCCGUCUGUAGGUGUGGAAUGCAGCUCCCCCUCCCACCCUGCGAAGCCCACUUGAAAAAUACCACCGGCAGCCACAUGUUAGGGGUCAGCCCUGGCAGGCCCAGUCCUCACAGACUUGUGACGUGGUGACUUUUAUUUCAUUUUUCACGUGAAAAAGUUCGGGUCUAGGGCGGAGAUGGGCCCCUGGGUGGUGGAGCUGCCACUCCGUCCCUCACCCUCUCACAGCCCAGUGUCCAAAGCUCAGCACUCGCCUGGCCUGAAUAAACAUGGCCGGUGAUACAAGAAUCAAAGCAAACAGGGCUUCUCUCUUUUUCCUCCUUUUUGCCAACUGCCCCAUUAACAGAAAAACCUUUUAAGCGCCCACCUGGAAACCUGGCUUUUUCCCCUCCCUAAGCAAACUAAGAUGGCCAAGAGGAAUGUGCUGCAGUGCGGAGGGUGGGCGGAGGACCCCAGCAGCCUGGAUCCUGCUCACAUGGCAAACAGUGAACACAGACAGACCAGAAAUGCCCCGUGGGCCCAGCCCUGUGGUCCCUGCAGCAAGGCAGUUUGUGGCCAACAGGGGCUCCUUUCAGGAGCUGGGCCACAGAAGGCCACGGCUGCCCACCGGUCACACCUUCCCGUAAUAGCUCACUGCGGUUAUUCCAUCUACAGUCUGUCCCCAACAUCCAGGUUUCUUGGAACAGUUUAUAUCUCCAGCCUAGACCACCUCUUAUGGAAUGGAGGAAAAAGGUGACCCCACCUGGAGAAGGACAUACUCGUUGAAGUGCUCUGGUCCCCAGAAGAGGAAGUGUCUCUGAUGAGGGACCUGCCUGUGGGAAGAUCAUGGAUCUGUCUUUGAUCUUCGGAGAAGUCUGAGUAAGCUGCCAGCAUCAAAACGACCUUGAAGUACAGUGCUUCAUAAUAUGGGAUCUCCUGGAAACAAGGACUUCCACUUAGAACCACCCUGCCAUGAUCAAAGUCAAGAAAUGGAACACUGAUACAAUACUAUUUUCCAAUGUACACAAUCCUUAUUUGAAUUUUGACAAUGAUCCUCAUACCAUCCUCUAUAGCAGCCCUCUUCCCUGGUCCUGGAUCCAGCCCAGGAUCACGGGGUGCACUGUCAGUACUCAAGGGCAGCCUGGGAUCUACACACUAGACAGAGUUCUGGGAGAUGAUUGGUGAGGAACACGGGAUCGACUUGGCUGGGAGCGACCGCGGGGCCUCGGCCUUGCAGCUGGAGAGAAUCAGCGUGUACUACAAUGAAGCCUACGGUAGGAAAUAUGUGCCCCGAGCAGUCUUGGUGGACCUAGAACCUGGGACGAUGGACAGCAUUCGAUCUAGCAAAUUAGGAGCUCUCUUUCAACCCGACAGUUUUGUCCAUGGUAACUCUGGGGCUGGCAACAACUGGGCCAAAGGCCACUACACGGAGGGAGCCGAGCUGAUCGAGAAUGUCCUAGAGGUGGUGAGGCACGAGAGUGAGAGCUGUGACUGCCUGCAGGGCUUCCAGAUCGUCCACUCCCUGGGCGGGGGCACAGGCUCCGGGAUGGGCACUCUGCUCAUGAACAAGAUUAGAGAGGAGUACCCGGACCGGAUCAUGAAUUCCUUCAGCGUCAUGCCUUCUCCCAAGGUGUCGGACACGGUGGUGGAGCCCUACAACGCGGUUCUGUCCAUCCACCAGCUGAUUGAGAAUGCAGAUGCCUGUUUCUGCAUUGACAAUGAGGCCCUCUAUGACAUCUGCUUCCGUACCCUGAAGCUGACGACACCCACCUAUGGGGAUCUCAACCACCUAGUGUCCUUGACCAUGAGCGGCAUAACCACCUCCCUCCGGUUCCCGGGUCAGCUCAACGCAGACCUGCGCAAGCUGGCGGUGAACAUGGUCCCCUUCCCCCGCCUGCACUUCUUUAUGCCCGGCUUUGCCCCACUCACGGCCCAGGGCAGCCAGCAGUACCGAGCCCUCUCCGUGGCCGAGCUCACCCAGCAGAUGUUCGAUGCCCGCAAUACCAUGGCUGCCUGUGACCCCCGCCGUGGCCGCUACCUCACAGUGGCCUGCAUUUUCCGGGGCAAGAUGUCCACCAAGGAAGUGGACCAGCAACUGCUCUCCGUGCAGACCAGAAACAGCAGCUGCUUUGUGGAGUGGAUUCCCAACAACGUCAAGGUGGCUGUCUGCGACAUCCCGCCCCGGGGGCUGAGCAUGGCCGCCACCUUCAUUGGCAACAACACGGCCAUCCAGGAGAUCUUUAAUAGGGUCUCUGAGCAUUUCUCAGCCAUGUUCAAAAGGAAAGCUUUUGUGCACUGGUACACCAGCGAAGGGAUGGACAUAAACGAAUUUGGGGAAGCUGAAAAUAACAUCCAUGAUUUGGUAUCCGAGUACCAACAAUUUCAAGAUGCCAAAGCAGCUCUAGAGGAAGAUGAAGAGGUCAUGGAGGAGGCAGAAAUGGAGCCAGAAGAUAAGGGACAUUAACUGUGAGGGAAGCUGUGCCGCGGAGUCGCUCACAGAACAGUCUCUCAUUAGAUUAGUGUUUCUCCUGCGGCACUCCAAAACCCAUUCUGCACUGCGGCACCGUGAAUGAUACGCCCUCACCAUUAGCUUCCACACAGGGACUGCGGGAGACAGGUGGGGAGCAGCUGACAGGCAUUAGGGUCUUUGCUGACAUUUACUAACCUUGAAGAGUUUGAUGUUCAAUGCAUACUUAUUACCUUAAAAAAAUAGCAAAUUUAUUGUAAAGUGCUCCCUUUGUUUCAAAGUGUUUGCCAGGCAUCCAGACUACACGUGUGGAUUUGCAGGGAGCCACUGGAGUUGGUGUUACAUUUUUAUACUUUAGCAGCACUGAUAGGCACCCUGGAAUCCUCACUUGGUAUCCGAGGGCUACUAAGACUCUUUCCUUAGGUUCUUUCCUCUGAGCAAACACUGCCUGGCAUCCUGCCUUCCAGUGCCUGCCAGCCUCCAGAAGAGCCAGGUGCCUGACUAGUACAUGGGGAGCUACAGAGCCAAGGUCAAUGUGAGUCAACAUCCACUAGAAAUAUCCAUGUUGUGUAGACCUGUGCAUACAACAUGCUAACUGGAAAAGAGGAAAAAAGAAAAGCCACAGUCCUCUCCACAAAAAUACCUGGUCCAAACAAGAAAAACAAAAAGACAAGCAAAACUAAAGAACUGCAGUCUUCUGAUCUUUAUUUCUGAAGAGCUAGCCUUUAACAUAUAUGUUUAUAUAGUUUAAAUUUCUUACUACUGUUAGAUCCCAGGAAUUCAUUAAUAAUCAUCCUUGACUUUCCUUUUAAAGGCUAUUUUGAAAUGCUCUUUUCACUUUCAUUCAGUCAUCACCCCCCAAAAUGCUCUGCAGCCUCUCUGCUCUUUGAGAAAGGGCACACCAUGCGCUCGGCAACCAUUCAAAUGCAGGAAUUAAGCAGCAAUGGCUGCAGUGUCCUUCUCAGUUACGGAGGACAUCGUCUCAUUAGGGAACUUUUACAGUUCAAAUUAAUUUGCAGAAGUUGCCAUAAAUGUUUGCAUAAUGACAUAGCUUUAACCACUACAUGAUUUUAAUCUGCUCACAUUAUAACAGGACCAAAUACACAAGAGCGUAAUCAAAUCAUCUGUAACUUCUUAAUUACAGUUUACCUAUUUCUGACAUGCAGCACUGCCAUCUCUUCCAGCACCAUCAGGGUUUUAAUGGCCCUCUAGAAUUACCACUGAGAUGCACUAUUUGAUCCAUGGAUAACCGGUAAUGGGAAAAUGCUCCGACCCUCAAUGCAGUAAAUAUUUACUUGCAGGCAACUGGGUUCUCAUCUCUUGAUUUGCUUUUGUAAUCAGCAAUAAUAAAAUAGCAGGUAGAUGGAUGACAGUUGCUCAUUCUGAGAAACUUCACUCUUUUCACUUAUGCAUCACGAGGAAAUAACUAAAAUACAUACCAAGAGAAAAAUACCUUGCCAUCGGAUCAUCAACAAGUCUUCUAUUUACAAACUUCAAAAAACACAAAACAACAAUCAUGUUUUAAAUGCUUUCUACUUGUGGUUCAAGAAGCACUAGAUGUAGUAAGAAACUCUACCUAUCUACUUAGUUUGAAGUUAGUAACUUCCUGAGAUGCUAAAGACUUACAGCCUGCGAUUAUACAAGGAUUUACACAUGCUUCCUCUGGUGCUUUACUUCACAAACCUAAAAAAGCAAUGAAAUAGAUGUAAGGAAGGAGGGAUUUAAACCUUUUAAAAAACUUUUGCUGACUUAUAUUACUGUAAAGAUUUGUUUGCUCAAUAGUAAUCAUUAAACUACAAAGUAAUUCAA